GCGAUUUAAAUCGAAACGAUUCGAUUCUAUGUGUGAUCGAGUAGAGAGUCGUUUACAUUACACGAGCACGAGCGAAUGCUCUUGCUCUUUUCCUGCUUAUAUUCGUGUUCAUUUACAAACACACCUUUACAUGUAUCACGAUCAUAAAAAAGAAAGAAUGUACACUGGUAGCAAUUUUCAGUAUUGUCAAGUUGAAGUUAUAUAUUUAGAAAUUAUAGUAUAACUCGCAAUUUUUUACUUCGUUUUAUAAAAAGUAAUGACCAAAACAACAAUUAAUCUUUUUCAUAAAGCAGCUAUAAAUACAUGUUAUUUUUUGCUUUUAUAAAUUGGGAAACAAUAAAUUAAAGAUACUUUUCAAACUUGGUUGUAAUUUUUAUUGGUUAAGUGUAUUUUACAGCGUGUUUGAUUUACACGUGUUUACUUCAUAGUUUCUUGACGAAAUGAUCACUUUUUGAAUAUUAAAUUGAAUUCUAUGAAAUUACGUAAACCAGAAAGCAAUCAUCACAUUCCUUGUUUACAUACCACACACGUAUAAUUGCAGUAUUUCAAUAACAUUCAUUCAUUUUUUAAUGACAACAUGGUUUAUGGUCAAAAACAUAAGAUACUCCUUCAAACUUUUAUGCAUGAAGGUCUUUUAGACGAAAAUAAAGCAAAAGAUUUGGUUAUUCAAUUAUUUGGUAAUGAUAAUGUGUCGGUAAUAGUAAAUCAAAUAAAUGAACAAUUACAGGUUUUAAAUAUGUUAAUUAAAAAAGUACAAUGUGAAAUUACAAGUCAAGUUUAUUGGGUUGUAAUAAGUACUGUGCUUGAUGAAGUAACUAGAUUCCAGACUGAAUUUUCAAAAGCACAAUUGGCAUUACUCAGACAUGUGUUUUCUGAAAUUAUAACAUCAAAUAAUAGAUGUAUACAAAGUACCGUAUGUUUAAACUUAUGUUCUUCUGCAGAUGUAAAAUUAUCAAAAACAGAAGCUGAAGAAUUUUUAGGUGACAUAGUUACAAGAAAAUGGUUGGUUUAUAAGGAUGGGUUCUAUUUUAUAGGUCCAAGAAGUAUAACAGAAUUAAUGCCAUAUUUUAGAGCUACUUAUGAAGAUAAUUUAAGUACUUGUUGCCUUUGUAAACAAGUUAUUUUUUAUGGGAAAAAGUGUGGUAAUUGUGAGAGUUUACUACACUUAUUUUGCUUACAAAGAUAUGCUAUGAUACACAACCCAAUGAAAUGUCCUACUUGUAAUAUUGUUCUUCCAGAUGAUGAAUAAUUUGAUAAUAAUUUUGUUUACUACCUUAAAGUAUUAAUUUCAUAAUUCAUAAUAGAUUAAGAUUUAGGUUAAAUUAAGGUAUAAAUAAAAACGAAGU
Molecule: messenger RNA, 1346 nt
Organism: Megachile rotundata (alfalfa leafcutting bee)
Lineage: Eukaryota; Metazoa; Arthropoda; Insecta; Hymenoptera; Megachilidae
Gene: Nse1
Product: SMC5-SMC6 complex component Non-SMC element 1
Biological process (GO): double-strand break repair via homologous recombination
Cellular component (GO): Smc5-Smc6 complex; nucleus
Molecular function (GO): ubiquitin-protein transferase activity
Source: RefSeq, a predicted model, not a curated record